CAUUCUUCUAUCUAUGUGCUUCUGGGAGCCGUGUACUCUUGUUAUCAUCUUCGACUAUUUGCAAACCGAAAUAAUUUGUGUUAUCAGUGUGGUGAUAGGUAAGAUUGGGGUGGCAUCCCAUUCCCGUGCGUUUCGUCUUUCGGUUCUGCACAACCAUAUCUGCAUCCUUCCAAUCCAACCAUCCAUCCAUCCAUUUCAGUAACAGUUCGUUCGUAUCCCUUUGCAUGCCUGUCGUUCGCUUCGUCCAAUCGUUUUAAUGUCCGCUUUGUUGAAUCGACUACCGCACCGUCUAUCACAGGGAUUAACGGCGGCUUAUUUUACGGUUAACAGUUGGAGUAUUCGUCGUCGAUCUACAGCGGUACAAACCACAGACAUGACGCGUAUGACCGUGAAGAAGAUCCCCGCCCUGAAGGACAACUUCAUGUAUCUGGUGGUGUGCAACGAAACCAAGAAUGCCGCCAUCGUAGAUCCCGUCGAGCCGGACCGGGUGCUUCAGGUGGCCAAAGAGUCCGGCGUUUCGCUGAACAAGGUCCUGACGACGCAUCACCACUGGGACCAUGCCGGAGGCAAUGCCGAUCUGUUCAAACGCUAUCAGGCUGAUACCUCGCUAGGACCGCUGCAGAUCUACGGCGGAAACGACGAACGGAUCGACAAUUUGACCAACCCGGUCGGACAGGACGACACGCUGGAGAUCGGUAACCUGAAGGUGCGCUGCAUCUCCACGCCUUGCCACACCACGUCGCACAUCUGCUAUUACAUCGAGACGCCGGAGGAUAAGGUUGUCUUCACCGGGGACACCCUUUUCCUAGCCGGAUGUGGAAGGUUCUUCGAGGGAACCCCUCAGCAAAUGUACGAUGCGUUAAUUACGAAACUGUCCGCUCUCCCGGAUGACACCAAAGUCUACUGCGGACACGAGUACGCGUUGAACAAUCUCCGGUUCGGCAAUACGGUCGAGCCGGACAACGUGGAUACGCUGCAGCUGUUGAACAUCGCCAAGGAAUCGGAUCUGGAGGGUCGUCGGGCGAUGGUGCCGUCGACGAUUGGCCAGGAGAAGCGAACCAACGUGUUCAUGAGGGUGCACGAGCCGAGUGUGCAGAAAUUCGUGGGCAAAAGCACUCCGCUGGAAACGAUGCAGGCUCUGCGAGCGGCUAAGGAUAAAUUUUGAGAGGGGAUCGGUUGGGACUGAAAUGUACAAGCGUAGGAUAGCGUAGGUGAUGGGAAACUUUAUCUGGAUUGUAUACACAUAUGGGAAAGAUCUUAGGAUUACAAUAAACGACACUUCAUAUAACGUCUGUUCACAAA
Aedes aegypti (yellow fever mosquito) is the source of this 1302-nucleotide messenger RNA. It is a transcript of the gene tzn, whose product is annotated as hydroxyacylglutathione hydrolase, mitochondrial. The transcript has 2 exons. The coding region runs from base 257 to 1165 and encodes 302 amino acids. Lineage: Eukaryota; Metazoa; Arthropoda; Insecta; Diptera; Culicidae. Gene Ontology annotation, molecular function: hydroxyacylglutathione hydrolase activity. The record is from RefSeq and is a predicted model, not a curated record.